Oncorhynchus masou masou (cherry salmon) is the source of this 2426-nucleotide messenger RNA. RefSeq names its product protein FAM180A-like. NCBI's taxonomy places the organism in Eukaryota, Metazoa, Chordata, Actinopteri, Salmoniformes, Salmonidae. The record is from RefSeq and is a predicted model, not a curated record. The transcript is spliced from 3 exons. Bases 482 to 1006 code for a protein of 174 amino acids.
ACAACAAUGAUGAUGAUGAUGAUACUGGACAGGUUUUACAGGUUGUAGACCAGCUGCAGCCAGUCUGGUGUCAGCUCUGCCUCAGCCAGUAGCACGGUGAGCGGCAGGCCAGCCACUAACCGAGCAGCCAUUCCCUGAGUCUUGAUGACUUCCAGAUGACAGCCCAGACAGCCUGGCCCGAGAGAACUCAGCACUCAGUCACAGACAGAGAGAGAGGGGGGAGGCAGAGAUAGGGGAAGGGAGGAGAGAGAGAAACAGACAGACAAAGGAAAGGAUGAAGCAGUUGCAUGUGAAGUGGUUUAGCAGUGCUCCAGUCAGCGUUCUUACCUCAUUCUCCUGAUGGUUGUUGGUACACAACUCUCUCCAGCUGGGGCCUAGCUGGCUGCUGUGAUUGGCUGGUGACUGAUCCACAUUCAGAUCCCAUUGAGACAGACAGACGACAGGGCAGUGUCAGUGUGUGUGCGCUGGGCCGAGAGUCAGCAUGAUGCAUCGGUGGGGUCUACUCAUCACUGUGUUCUACUGCCAACUGUUCCUGGCUGCUGCUCAACACUGGAGGAAAGCCCUUUACCCAUCAGCCUUUAGAGUGAAGCGUGGCACACACUCAUUGGUCAACCCCACGUUCCAGAACUCUGUGGAAGAUGUUAACCUGCUGUUUGAGAUCCUGCUGGCAGGCCUGCAGAUCGAGGAUGAGGACAAGCCCUUUGUGAUCCCAGACAUGGAGCUGGCGUCUCUGAGGUCGGUCCAAAAGCUGGAGGUUAUCUGUGAGGACGUCCUUCCCAAGAGACUAUCCGAGAUCAGACGUCUGACCUCCCACCUGUUCCAGCACAGAGGUGCCCUGAGCAGGGAGGACUUUGAGCGCACAGUGCUCACUAUGGUGUACACUGCCCAGACUCUGGCUCAUACCACCUCCCAACACCAGAAGGCGCUGUGGGGAGACGCCCUGCUGCAGCUGUUCAGGGCCAUACAAGAAGAUCUGACGCCCCCACCCAGGACACCUCAGCACUAGUGUUAUGGACAUGUGGACACAUUAUUUUAGAUAAUAUAAUAUACUGAUUAUUUUAUACUGUAACACAAGAGAAUUUGAAGGAUGUUUUCUAUUGUAUUCUGUUGUAUUGUAUUAUCAAAAUGACUGUUCUGAUAAUGUAAUAUGUUUGGUUAUGAUCAAAUGUUAUGAUCUAAUCAAUUUGCAAGGAGGAUGUGGGAAACGGAGGGAUGUGAACUAUAUCUUGUUCGUGUUCUAUCUAUUGGAUUCCGCCUUGUUCCAGGACUUCAGAUGUAAUCAAACAUUUUAAAUAUUUUAUCAGUCACUCUGUCAUCAUGAUUCAUUACAGGUCUUUAUCAAAUCUUCUGUCCUAAUCUUCUCAGCUGUUUAUCGCAAUCACAUAAUCUUUACCCAGCACAGUCCUAUGGCGAAAAGGAGCUUCGUGAAAAGGUUGUCCUAUGAGGGGCAGAAAUAUUGUAUUGACCUGUAACAUAGCUUUGGAUGAAGACAGGGGUAUCAAUUUGCUUAGCUUAUUUCUCCGUAAUUGAUAUUAUAACAAAAUAAUUAUGAAUAUUUUUAACGGUACCAUGGUUAUGGCCAUGUUAUGAUCCAACCUAUCCUGAUGCAGUAAAAACAUAUAUUUAUGCAAAAUCUUUUUGACUGCAGACCCAUUAUAUAUUUUGGGAUUAUCUGGAUUCACAGGUUUUACGCACCAACAAGACUUUUUGGAGAGCACUCUGGUCCUCUUUUGAUAUGGCCUUGUUAUGAAUAUGUACAGAUGAGGGAUAUGGCUAUAGAAUGUUCACUCACAUUUGCAAAAUACGUGGGGAGGGAUUUGCCUCAGUCCCAACCUGUUUUUAUUUUGGAAGUCGAGGAUUUUAGCUGCUCUAGCCUGCAGGGAGGAUGUCAAGCUCUCCUGGUGGUCACACAUAAUGGCAGAGGUGAGUCCAAGCCCCAUGCUCCGAGUAGAGCCCACUAGAGCCCUCAUUGAUGAGAAACUACAGAUUGUGGUGAAGAAUGUUUUUCCCCAAAAAUAAGAUUACACUUCGUUCCUUUCACCGCUCUGAGGGUGGGAGGUGUUCUGCCAUUAUGCCAGUGAUGAAACGGGGAUGGUCAAAGGCAAGAACAACUAUGUUUUUGGGCUUGUGUUCCUACUUGUUGUUUUGCCAGAUGUUACUAUUUAUGUUUGUCAUACUUCAUGCAAAGAUAUUUUUUUUAAGUACAGUAUUUUGACUUGUUAAUCAACUUUACAAAUUGCUAUAGGAAAGCAACCGAGUUGUGUUAUUGUACUGUAUCGUGUGUGAAGUUGCUGAGGACAUCCGUUUCUGCGGUUCUUAUAUGGGCUUAGAAUCCAUGGGCUUACUGUGGAUCAUGAGGCCAUAGUCUGGCAGUGAAACAGGACUCACACACACACACACACCAAAUUACAUAAGAUAUGCCUCUG